Molecule: messenger RNA, 456 nt
Organism: Indicator indicator
Lineage: Eukaryota; Metazoa; Chordata; Aves; Piciformes; Indicatoridae
Gene: ATOH7
Product: atonal bHLH transcription factor 7
Exons: 1
Coding region: 1-456 (151 amino acids)
Biological process (GO): regulation of DNA-templated transcription; neural retina development
Molecular function (GO): protein dimerization activity
Source: RefSeq, a predicted model, not a curated record
AUGAAAACCUGUAAAUCCAGUCACUUGAAUUCAGGCAUAGAACCAGACAUCCAGUGCAGAAGCGGGCCAGGCUGCAUCAUGAAGUGCAGUUCAGAGAGGAUGGAGAAUGCUGCCAAGAGAAGACUGGCUGCCAAUGCCAGGGAGAGGAGACGGAUGCAAGGGCUGAACACAGCCUUUGAUCGGUUGAGGAAGGUGGUUCCACAGUGGGGCCAAGAUAAGAAGCUGUCCAAGUAUGAGACCCUGCAGAUGGCUUUGAGUUACAUCAUGGCUCUCACUAGAAUACUUGCCGAAGCUGAAAGAUACAGUAGUGAAAGAGAAUGGCUUACCCUUCACUGUGAACACUUCCAUCCGGAGAGCUACCACCAUUACACGGGACAAAAAAUGUCAGCAGACAGCGAUCCUUAUGCCCAGCGAAUAUUCAGCUAUCACCCUGAACACUUUCAAAUAGCUAAUUAG